Dichomitus squalens LYAD-421 SS1 is the source of this 810-nucleotide messenger RNA. RefSeq lists its product as uncharacterized. The transcript is spliced from 10 exons. Bases 56 to 673 code for a protein of 205 amino acids. NCBI's taxonomy places the organism in Eukaryota, Fungi, Basidiomycota, Agaricomycetes, Polyporales, Polyporaceae. The record is from RefSeq and is a predicted model, not a curated record.
GCCUUUCUCUGAGUAGCACAUACCCUCCCCACUGCAACUUGGAACUGAACGCGCCAUGAGUGCUCCUGCCUCUUUCACGCCUUCCACUGCUGUCGAUCCUUCCAAGGAGCGCGACUGGCCCGCCCAGCUCGGCUUGCUCGACUGGGACAGUACUAGCAUAGUCUUCACCAAGCGUUCCCUUCUCGAGUUCCUCAAAUAUGCUGGCGUCUCUGUUGACACCAACUUCACCAACAUCCAGAAGCUCCCUCGCUACGCGCAGUUUGGCAAGCUUGCUAGUGGCCCCCCUGCUGAGUCUGCGCCAGCGCCGCCAGCUGCUGCGCCCGAACCCGCAGCAACAGAAUCCACCCCAGCAACCGACUUUAAGCCCACCCGUCGCGUAAGGGAUCCGCCCGGAGGAAGGACCCAUAACAUUUUCGGCGGCGCAGACGACGACGACAACGACGCGCUUUCCGCCGCGCCACCACAGUCGUCCGCUGCGGCAGCACCCGCGGCUACCGCGGAGGCUAGCACCGCCAGCCCUGAAGUUGCCCCGGCCCCAGAACGUAAAAAGAGCAACAACUCUUCGGCGUUCGCGUCCCUCUGGGAUGCCCCCGACGACGCGCAGGCGUUCAAGCCCACUCGCAAGGUACGCGAGAGGCCUGGAGGCAAAGACAGCAUCUCUGGGCUGUUCUAGAUGUGAAUGUGUCGAGAACGGGGAGGUCUAUGUUGUGAAGAGCUGUCGCGCAAAGGGGCGCGAAUUCUUGCUGGUUCGCAAUGUACGCUAUGUAAAGAGCCUCGUGCACCUGCGUUGGCACGGAAAUGGAAUGUACC